AUGCAUUCAAAACAGGAUACCGAUUCAGGGGAAAAGAGGCAGGUCGAGCAGGUCGAGUCUGAGAACGAGCAAGUCGAUCAAGAUCUCGACAGGAUCGCGACAGUCAAUGUCAAUAACUACCAUGGACUCAACGCAAAGAUCGUUUUGGUCUAUGCCUCUAUAAACUUCAUUGCUUUCGCUCAGCUACUGAACCUGGUGGGUGCAGCCGCGUUUGCUAGAGAUAUUGCUGCUGCUGUGGGCGGAUCCGAUAAAACGGUCUGGCUUUCUCAGGCUAUUGUCAUCCUGACUGUCGUCCUGGGCCCUCCAGUUUCACAAGCAGCCGAUCUCUGGGGUCGGAAGUGGUUCCUUGUUGUGUUGACAGCAUGUGGUUUCGUUGGCAGCAUAGUCGUUGCACGAGCAACCUCCAUGGGCAUGGCCAUUGCCGGCGAAGUCAUCUGCGGCCUGGUCUAUGGUUCCCAACCGCUGCUCUAUUCUGUUAUUUCCGAGAUCCUGCCUCGAAAGUAUCGACCUGCAGCGCAAGGAGGAAUAAAUGCAUCUCUUGGGCUUGGUGGCUUGACAGCACUUCUCGCUGGCUCGACUAUGAUCAAGAAGUAUGCUGAAGGCUUCCGCGUGUUUUGGUACUUGGUAGCGGCAAUUCUGGCUGUCUCGGCAUUAAUUUUCGCCAUCUUGUACAAUCCACCACUCAGACCACUGCAGAAGUCUUUAACUACCGGAGAGAAGCUUCGACGGCUUGAUUGGGUGGCAUACUUCUUGCUUGCUACAGGAACGGUAUUAUUUGUUAUGGCUCUGUCGUGGGCGGAAAACCCGUACCCUUGGCGAUCUGCUGCAGUGCUCGCUCCACUGCUGAUCGGUGCAACCAUUCUCGGAGCCCUCGUAGUGCACCAAACGGUGUUCAAGAAAGAUGGCUUGCUCCAUAACGAACUUUUCAGCGGUGGACGCAACUUCCCCGUCGCGCUGUUCGUCAUCUUCGUUGACGGAAUGGUCUUCUUCGCUGCAAACAACUACUACGCCUACGAAAUGGGUGUCCUGUUCGAGACGGAUCCUUUCAGAGUUGGGCUUCGAUUCGGCAUUACCUUCAUUGCCUCAAUGGCGUCCUCUAUGAUGAUCGCAGUCUAUUCUUCUAUAACUAAGCAUGUCCGGACUCCCAUCGUCGUCUCUUUUGCCAUGUUUAUUGUUUUUAAUGCGUGCAUGGCUUCUGUUGGAACCGGCAGCUCGACUGCAGCAUGGGUCUACCCAGCUAUUCUAGGCUUGGGCAUUGGCUGGAGUCUCACGUGUCUUGUGACGGUUGCACAACUUAGCACGCCGCCAGCCCUGAUUGCAGUCACGACCGGAGCGUUGAUCGCCAUCAGAUCUUUUGGAGGAUCUAUUGGUUUAGCGAUUUUCACAUCUAUCUUUAACACUGCUCUCGCCAAGAAGCUUGGUCCAGGUAUCGCAGCUGCAGUCAUCCCUCUUGGACUCGCGCCAGCAAACAUCAAAGCUUUCAUUACAGCGCUCGCAAAUAACGAUCAGGCAACUCUGAUGGCCAUUCCUGGAGUUACGCCUCAGAUCAUCGGAGCUGGUGUCAACGCUCUCAAAACGGCCUUUGCUGCCUCUUUUCGCAACGUGUGGAUCGCUGCUGCCGCUCUGGCUGGAGUGGCCACUAUCGCCUCCUGCUUCUUCGUAGAACCUAAGACCAUUACUAUGCAUGUCGAUGCUCCAUUAGAUGAAGAGUAGGCAGCAUGAGCACUUCUCUC
Hyaloscypha bicolor E is the source of this 1733-nucleotide messenger RNA. Its product is annotated as MFS general substrate transporter. Gene Ontology annotation, biological process: transmembrane transport. The record is from RefSeq and is a predicted model, not a curated record. The transcript has 6 exons. Gene Ontology annotation, cellular component: membrane. Gene Ontology annotation, molecular function: transmembrane transporter activity. Lineage: Eukaryota; Fungi; Ascomycota; Leotiomycetes; Helotiales; Hyaloscyphaceae. Bases 1 to 1713 code for a protein of 570 amino acids.